Molecule: messenger RNA, 3648 nt
Organism: Strongylocentrotus purpuratus (purple sea urchin)
Lineage: Eukaryota; Metazoa; Echinodermata; Echinoidea; Camarodonta; Strongylocentrotidae
Product: protein phosphatase 1 regulatory subunit 32-like
Exons: 9
Coding region: 204-1613 (469 amino acids)
Molecular function (GO): phosphatase binding
Source: RefSeq, a predicted model, not a curated record
UCCGUAUUGUUACGAGGCGUGUUUUGUGUAGCGCAUAGCAAAAGACUUUGCUCCAGAGGAUUUCGCGGGAUACUUCUUCAGAAUUCUGGCCUUUUCCUUUCAAUCAAGGGAAUUUAAGAGAACAAUUCAGCACUUUUUGCAGGUUAACCUUGUUUCCGUCUUCAAAUUCAUCCGUCCGUCUGUCCGUCCACUAUCUAGUCAUCAUGGGUAGAUUACCAGUCGGUGAGCCUACCGCCCACAUGUCCGCCACCCAGGGGCCGGACGCUAACCUCAUGAAGUUCUACUCCACCUCGUACGCCACCUCGUUCGGUGUCAAGCACGAGCCGUUCGUACCAAGGACGACAAAGCACGUCGGGACCGGUUAUCAGUCAAACUUCAGACCGGGAGUUUACUAUAGCCAGCGUCUUGACGAGGUUGAUAAUCCUGCCAUGGGGAGAAUCGUCAGUGACAACUAUAACUCCAUCACAACAAAGCAUUACAAGCCGUCGAUACGAUCGGAUGGCAAAGAUCGAUUCCCCGAGAAUCUGAACCAGGUCAAGAGUGGUUUCACUGAACAGAACCCUAUUAACUUCCCAACUGUUGGUCAAGUCAGGAAGGUAUUUGUCAACACACGCGACCAUGGACUUGGCCUCAAGAUAAACGGCGUCCUACCCAAACACCGCCCUCUGUUGUACAAGCUGCAAGCGAAGGACCCGGUUUCCUUGGAAAACGCAGGGCAUGGACCAAACUUCAUGAGUACAGAGGCCAAGACGAGAUUCAGCGGAAGGCCAUCAGAAAGAAAGGACUGCUCUACAUUGACUGUCGGACCUAAGGAAGGGUCUGGCUACACUCAUGCUUACAAUGUAGAGCCCAUCUCAUUCCAUCCUGGCUCACCCUUCAAAAACACCACACCUGGAACAUGGACCAACAGACCAACAGGAAACAGCAUUAUGAAGACCGAUUUCUUACCAUCACAACAACCAUCGGGAGACGAGAGACUGCCAGCCAUCGCAAAUCGUUCCGAUCACGAGACCGGCUUUACCCACGAGAAGGCCAAGCCCCUCUACGUCCAUCGCGUCAUGACGGAUGCCUACACCAAACGGGACCAGGUCCCAGGCCGUGUCGAGGACCGGAUCAGGAAGGAGGACCCUGCAGAGUACCUCAACAUGACCAACCCCGACAACCACUCGAGCAUCUUUAAGAAGUCGUACGAGGGCCAGCAGAGGCCGUCCCCGAGCGCCAACGAGAUGCAAGGCAGGCUCUUCGUCGGGAACAAGGAGAUGUCGGGAUACAGUGAUAACAAUGACAAGCCGCAAGCUCAGAUCCCUGUUGAGCCGUACAGAUGGAUUUCACACUACGACACCAAGUUCUACGACAUGAACACCAAAGGCAGAGCGAGGGCCGGAAGGACGUUUGGAGCGGUGAUGAAACAGCUUCCCGACGGUUACACCAAGAGCACCUCCGUCCACUCCUACGGCCCUACCCUGGAUACCACCCACGAGCUGAGGAGCCUCCAUCCAUACGUUGCAAGGAGCAUCAAGGCUCGAGACGUCUUCUUUGAUGACCACACCCAUGACGCCAAGAAACAUGUGACCAUCAACCCUAUCCCACAAUUCCUUGCAGCUUCCUGUUAGUUCACGCUGUCAUCUGUGGACAGAAGAUGCCAAUUUAAAGUUACCUUUUUAAAAAUCUGUUAUCAAAUAUAUCAUAAGAAAAUGUUUUCUUCUGUUGGUACAUUGAGAUAAUUUUGAACCUGCAGCAUUAAAAAAAAGUGCUAUCAUCAUUUUUAGAUAGCAUUCUUACAAAUAAAAAAAGAUUUAUAUAUUACCUGGGGUAACAUAAUCACUGAAUGUGAUUUGAAAAUACUAAGGGAUUAAUUAAGUGUAACAAACUGUCAUGAAGUAUAUUAUUAAAUACAUAUGUUAUUUAAUACAUUUCCAACAGCAAAAAUAUGUUCAGAAGCAGUUAAUUGUCUUGUAUGUUCAAGUUAUUGUAUGUUUUAAAAUUCUGUCAAAGAAAGGGAAGAAAUAUUGAUACCAAACCAAAAAUGGGUGGCAUUAUUUUGAUGUCACAAUUUAUUAAAAGAUGAAGGUGGUUUCUGAUAUUUAAAACUAGGGGCAUUUAUGACAAUGUAGGAUUAUAUAUAACAUCAUGUAUAAUGAAUAUUUUUUUCUAUGUAUAAAACUAGUGGCUAUAAUGAAAAUGUCAACUUUAUUUUUCAGUUGGAACAUGGUAAUUAUGGUAAAUAUAUGUAUCUACAUGUAGAUCAAAUGGUAAGGACGAGACGAGGUCAAACCAAGAGAAAAUAUUGAGAACAAAGUACAUUAUGAAUUUUAAUAAGUAAUGUAAUUUUUUAAAAAUCAAUUUCUGGAGUUUGAUAAAACUAAUUAAGUAUGAAAAUUAAGUUGAGAAACAUACAUGUCUUGCCAGAGAAAGAUACAUAUGUUCUAAUAAGUUUUGGAUUUGAAUAGUACCUAGAAUAUGUACUUGUAAAUGGACCUUUGCUCUGUACGUUUUCAUCAUAAUCAAGUUUAUAGUUUUAAAUUUCAGAAAGGAAUAACCUUUUUUUUACUGUUACAUUUACCUCUUUUAGUCAGAUCAUUUUGUUACAUCAUAAUAAUUAACAUUUUUGUCUAAAGUAUAUUUAUUUCUUAAUUGAUGUUUAUGUUGCUGCAAGCUGUGUAUCAUGUCAGCUCUUAUGUUAAUUUUUGCAUAGACCUGAAUUAUUUUGUUUAAUCAAGUUACACUUGUAAUUGUGCCAAAUGUUGUGUAACUGUUUCAUUUGGCAUUAAUUAGGCAUUUUAAAUUCAGGUCUUUUUUAUUGAUAUUUGGUGAUUUUUUGUUGUUUUACCUCCAGUUAAUUGAGACAGAAGUUUGAUUUUUAAGGUGUGCUGGUCAUGCCUAUUUACUUAUGUGAUUUGAAAAUACUUUGAUAAAACUUCAAUUAUUCAUCAUUUCAUAUUAUUCAACUUUUUAAUUUGGAAAUAAUUUGCUGAAUUCUGGAAUAAUAUUAGCACUUCAUCAUGGAAAAUUUAUGCAAUUUUUUAAAUGUGGAAUUGUACAAAUGAUUUGCUCAAAUCUGGAAUAAUAAUAGGUAAACUUCCAACGGCAAUGUGAUCAUGAUUUUGUUAAAGAAUUUAAUAAUAAUGAUUUAUAAAUGUAUGUUUUAAAUGUAUGGACAUAGCAAUGUGAUAUUAUGUGUACCUUCCUAAAAACUGUAAACCCCAAAAAGUACUUAUUGCAGGCAAUAAGACUCAUAAUUUAAGCUUAAAACAUUUAUUGGUAUCUAAAUGUUUAUCUACUUUGUAAAUAGCAUAUUACAAAAGCAAUGUACACAAUAAGCACAUCAUUUUUUCAUUGUAUGGGAAUGGUUUUAGAGUGUUAUAUAUGGCAAUGCAUGCAUAUUUCUUUCAUGAGAAAAAAAGUUUUGGUGAAAAGCCAGUCUCAUUUAGACUAUAUCUCUCUGUAUUUGCAUGUAGGGAAGUACUUAUAUAUGCCUACCUUAUCUAUUUUUGUAUCUUAGUAUUACAUGCCAUAAAUAGUGUCAUUUAAAACAAAUGUUAAGAUUGAAAGUGUGCCAGCUUGCUGUUUUACCUGUGAUAAUAAAGUUUUUGCAAUGUGGAAAUCAUGAAUAAUAAAAUAAAUGGUUUGGAAUAAAUGUAUAAGAAA